Molecule: messenger RNA, 2055 nt
Organism: Acanthosepion pharaonis
Lineage: Eukaryota; Metazoa; Mollusca; Cephalopoda; Sepiida; Sepiidae
Source: the annotation of a GenBank genome assembly
AUGGCAGGCGUCGUGCCCGUAAAUGAAGAACAUUUUACCGUCGGAGAGAUGUUAAGAAAUCCCCCGGGGGAUUUUCGUAAAAGGAAGUCACUCAGAAGAAGCGAGGCGGUGAGCGGAGGGUCUUGGGGAAGAGCUACCCAGUCCCUGGGAACAGCUGCCAGUUCUCGGGUAACAGCUGCCCGCCCCCGGGGAAUAGCUGCCUGUUCUCGGGAAGAGUUGCCCGGUCUCGGGGAACAGCUGCCAGGUCUCGCGGUACAGCUGCUAGGUUUCGGGGAACAGCUGCCAGGUCUCGAGGAACAGCUGCCCGGUCCCGGGGAACAGCUGCCAGGUCUCGGGAAGAGUUGCCCGGUCCCGGGGAACAAUUGCCAGGUCUUGGGGAAGAGCUACCCAGUCCCUGGGAACAGCUGCCAGUUCUCAGGUAACAGCUGCCCGCCCCCGGGGAAUAGCUGCCUGUUCUCGGGAAGAGUUACCCGGUCUCGGGGAACAACUGCCAGGUUUCGGGGAACAGCUGCCAGGUCUCGAGGAACAGCUACCCGGUCCCGGGGAACAGCUGCCAGGUGUCGGGGAACAGCUGCCCGGUCCCGGGUAACAGCUGCCCGCCCCAGGGGAAUAGCUGCCUGUUCUCGGGAAGAGUUGCCCGGUCUCGGGGAACAGCUUCAUUCUUUUCCCUUUUUUCUAUCUAUCGAUCUAUCUAUCGGGACAGUCUUUUUUUUUAUAUAUUUCAUUUACUAUUACACUGUAACUCUUUGUUACAAGCAACAGUUCAUCACGAUCUAUCUAUCUAUCUAUCUAUCUAUCUAUCUAUCUAUCUAUCUAUCUAUACUGAGAUCAUUUUUUCUAUCUAUUUAUCAAAACUUUAUCUAUCUAUCUAUCUAUCUAUGUAAUCAAAACUCUAUCUAUCUAUCUAUCUAUCUAUCUAUCUAUCUAUCUAUCUAUCUAUCUAUCUAUCCUCAGGUCACUUCCUAUCUAUCUAUCUAUCUAUCUAUCUAUCUAUCUAUCUAUCUAUCUAUUGUCAGACUAUCUAUCUAUCUAUCUAUCUAUCUAUCUAUCUAUCUAUCUAUCCUGAGAUCAUUUUUUCUACAUAUUUAUCAAAAAUUUAUCUAUCUAUCUAUCUAUCUGUCUAUCCUGAGAUCAUUUUUUCUACAUAUUUAUCAAAACUCUGGCCAUCUAUCUAUCUAUCUAUCUAUCUAUCUAUCUAUCUAUCUAUCUAUCUAUCUAUUAUCAUCUAUCAUCAAUCUAUCUAUCUAUCUAUCUAUCUAUCCUGAUCAUUUUUCUAUCUAUCUAUCUAUCUAUCUAUCUAUCUAUCUAUCUAUCCUCAGACAACUUUCUAUCUAUCUAUCUAUCUAUCUAUCUAUCUAUCCUGAGAUCAUUUUUUCUAUUUAUCAAAACUCAUUCAUCUAUCUAUCCUAUCCUCUGAGAUCAUUUUUUCUAUUUAUCAAAUCUAUCUAUCAUCUAUCUAUCUAUCUAUCUAUCUAUCCUGAGAUCAUUUUUUCUACAUAUUUAUCAAAAUCUAUCUGGCCAUCUAUCUAUCUAUCUAUCUAUCUAUCUAUUGUCAGACAACUUUCUUUCUAUCUAUCUAUCUAUCUAUCUAUCUAUCUAUCUAUCUAUCUAUCUAUACUGAGAUCAUUUUUUCUAUCUAUUUAUCAAAACUUUAUUUAUCUAUCUAUCUAUCUAUCUAUCUAUCUAUCUAUCUAUCUAUCUAUCUAUCCUCAUCCCCAGUCACUUCCUAUCUAUCUAUCUAUCUAUCUAUCUAUCUAUCUAUCUAUCGUCAGACAACUUUGUAUCUAUCUAUCUAUCUAUCUAUCUAUCUAUAUCUAUCUAUCUAUACUGAGAUCAUUUUUCUGCAUAUUUAUCAAAAAUUUAUCUAUCUAUCUAUCUAUCUAUCUAUCUAUCUAUCCUGAGAUCAUCUAUCUAUCUAUCUAUCUAUCUAUCCUGAGAUCAUUUUUUCCUUCCCUAUCUAUAUUUAUCUAUCAUUUAUCUAUCUAUCUUCAGGUCUAUCUAUCUAUCUAUCUAUCUCAUCUGUAUCUAUCCAUUUAUCUCUAUCUAUUGUUUUGA